This is a messenger RNA of Lolium rigidum, 780 nucleotides long. RefSeq lists its product as uncharacterized. Lineage: Eukaryota; Viridiplantae; Streptophyta; Magnoliopsida; Poales; Poaceae. Bases 1 to 780 code for a protein of 259 amino acids. The transcript has a single exon. The record is from RefSeq and is a predicted model, not a curated record.
AUGGCCGGCAAGGACAUCGCCGCCAUGGCCAACACCCGGCCCAAGAGCGUGGCGCGGCGGCUGUGGCGCGUGGUGCGCGCCGUGCUCUUCAUGCUGCGCCGCGGCGUGCUGCCGACCGGCCGCAAGCUGGCCAUGGACCUCAGCCUCCUCCUCCGCCGCGGCAAGAUCGCCGGCAAGGCCCUCGGCGGCCUUGUCAGCUUCCACCAGCAGCACCACCACCACAGCGGCGGCGGCCUGAUCUCUUCGGCGAGGUCGUCAUUCUCCUCCUCGUGCCGCGCGCUCGACCCGGCGCUCGCAGUGCACGAGCCCUCGCGCAGCCGCCGCGAGGUCGAGUUCAGCUGCAGCAACACCCCGUUCUCCGCCGCCGCCAAGGGCCGCGGCCACCACCACCGCGACGCCGACGAGGACGCCUGGUACUACGGCAACUACGACGCCGCCGACGUCGCCAAGGUCUUCGAGAUGCUCAACGACGGCGGGCACAUCUUCUGCGACGACGACGACGCGCUCCUCGCGGUGGCGCCGGCCACCGCCACGCCGUCUCCCGCGCCGCGGUACUCGUCCAGGAAGCUGCGCGUCACCGACUCGCCGUUCGCGACGAGCGACAGCGACUCGGCGGGAGAGCACCAGCAGGUGGACAGGAAAGCAGACGAGUUCAUCAGGAGGUUCUACGAGCAGCUGCGCGCGCAGAGGAGCCGCGCCGCCACGCCGGACAGCUACGGCUACGCCGCCGGCUCGUACGCCGGGCACUCUCCACGGCCGGUCGCCGCUGGCAUCGCUUAA